Messenger RNA from Cercospora beticola, 1283 nucleotides. RefSeq lists its product as uncharacterized. The record is from RefSeq and is a predicted model, not a curated record. Lineage: Eukaryota; Fungi; Ascomycota; Dothideomycetes; Mycosphaerellales; Mycosphaerellaceae.
GCACGCCCAUCACUGCCAUAUGAGCAACAUGCAGCCACUGCGAUCGGCACGUCGCCAUCAAUACCGGUUGGCGAGCAUCUUCGUGUGAACAAAAGCCAUAUUCGGGGGUUUUGGUCCCUGCGCCGUCUAAGCUGCUCUGCUGCUGGCACGACGCCGCCACAUUCUUGGUUCGCAGCGCCGUAGAGAUGGCACCGCUCACACUUUGCGCCGUCGUUCAAGACCACCUGCGCAUAGUGCGCGGAGCCUAAUAAGAAUCUUUGGCCUCGUCAUCUUCUGCUCUGCUAGGAACAAACCUAUAGCUUGCAUUCAUCGCAGUCAUGACUGACAACAACAGCUCCGACCUCCAGUUUGUCGUUGUUGAACGACCCUCCGACACCAAGCACGCCGGAUACCGGCGGAAGGUCCGGUCUCAUGUCACCAAGACCCAGCAUCGACGCGCAAGAGAGGCCAGCAGCGCGAAAGCCUUGUUCCGUUUCGUACAAGGCAACGAUGGCCGAAAGUCGAAGGAGAAGCUGAACAAGGGCAAGAGGAAGGAGGUCGAAGACCAUGAGACUGAGAAGCUAUCGCCGCAAGACGCUGCUAGGCAAGAACUCACACGAAGAGCAGUGGCAGAAACUGUGCACACCAGUGGACCGGGUGCUCUGUUCUCCACAGGAGCCAUGUACCUGCGAACAAUAGCCUUGGAUGAUGCGGACAAUGAUGUCGGAAUGGUGCUCAGCAGCCUUCACUGCAAUGUAACAGCAGUCUGGACUCUCUACGAAAGCUACAUGACAUCGCAAACGGGAUCGUUCCUAGGAGACAACCCAGGGAUGCGUGACACAGACCAUGCUGCUUGCUUACUAUCAUUCCUGUGGCAAGACUCCACCCUGCUCAACGUGGCGAUGCUCUCCGGUACGCGCAGACUCCUGGACUCGCGAGGGCAUGCCCUACACCCGAAUGAACUCUACCAUCUCACGCACCUUCGCGGCCGCAUCAUACACCGCCUCAACACAGCCAUAGCUGACCCCGUACGUCGUAAUUCGGACCAGAUGAUUUGUGCCGUCCUGCUCCUCGCCCUAUAUGAGCUUCGUUACACAUCAGCUGAUGCUUAUAAAGCACAUAUGAUGGGGCUUGUCCAAAUUAUCAAUCUGCGAGGCGGCAUCAAUGAAGUGGUCUCAUAUGUUGCCAGUAUGGUCGUCUGGUUGGACCGGGCUUGCAGCAGGAUGAUUGGCGUCGAGCCGUAUGCCAAUAAGAUGCGCGACCGUGCCACGCCAGACAUUCCUCGGCUCAGUGAGGUGACUUGA